Messenger RNA from Mytilinidion resinicola, 1410 nucleotides. RefSeq names its product peroxisomal biogenesis factor 11. The record is from RefSeq and is a predicted model, not a curated record. Bases 297 to 1004 code for a protein of 235 amino acids. Gene Ontology annotation, cellular component: peroxisomal membrane. Gene Ontology annotation, biological process: regulation of peroxisome size; peroxisome fission. NCBI's taxonomy places the organism in Eukaryota, Fungi, Ascomycota, Dothideomycetes, Mytilinidiales, Mytilinidiaceae. The transcript has 4 exons.
UUCGUGAUAGUAGAGACCAUAGAAGCUCUACGGAACAUUAUUCCGAUAACCCAGGUGCCGCCUGUCAUUCCAUUGUUCUCGGUCCUCAGACAAGCCUCGGUAACGUCACCCGGCUUUCAUCAACAUCGACCGCUGUCACGAGCCUCUGCGCCCGAUAAAACUACCACCGCACCGCUCCUCUCCACCGCACAGAAUAUACAUCGCAACGCAGCUCCAGCAUUCAUUCCCACCUUAAACCGACCCUCGAACCAACUGCAUCUCCGAGCCUCGAGCAUAGCUAGCACAACACCCUCGUCAUGGUUGCCGACGCCCUCAUCUACCACCCAACGGUGUCGCAUUACCUCAGAUAUGUCGCGACAACGAUCGGCCGCGACAAGCUCCUCCGCACCCUCCAAUACUUCUCCCGCUUCCUCGCCUGGUACCUCUACCGCACGAACCACCCGAAAUCCUCGAUCCAGCCCUGGGAGACGCUCAAGAAGCAAUUCGGCACCACGCGCAAGCUGAUGCGCGUCGGCAAGUUCGUCGAGCACUUCCGCGCCGCGGCCGUGGCCGCGGACGCGAAGAACAUGGACCCCGUGCUGCGGUACUGCGCGGUGGGGCGGCAGCUGGGGUAUGCGGGGUACUUGACGCUGGAUAAUCUGACGAUUUUGGACGCGACCGCGAUCCGCAAGUUCGACGCCGCGCAGAAACUCGGCCGCGAGGCCUACCGCUUUUGGUUCACGGGGCUCUCGUUCAGCAUCGCGUCGGGGCUGUAUUCGCUGUACAGCUUGCGCCAGCGCGCGGCGCGGUUGGGGGAUAGUAAGGAGGGGGAGGAGGUGGUGGAGAGCAAGAAGCUGGCGAGGGAAUCUGCUGCUAUACGGAAACAGCUCAUCUCGGAUUGCUGUGAUAUCUGCGCACCGGCGACGGCGCUGGGCUUUGCGAAUCUGGAUGAGGGUAUGAUUGGUCUUGCUGGGACGACGAGUUCGCUGAUUGGCGUGUAUUCGGCGUGGAAGAAGACGGCGUAGGGGAAUGUUGUUGACGGCCAGUAUAACUAAAUGUUAGAAGGGAAGGGAAAGCGCAGCUAGCGAGCCGGGGAUGCGGAGAGCUGGGAGUAUAAGGUAUAUAGGAGAGGUUGAGCUGCCAGCAUGGUAUUUGUUCUAGAGGCAUGCGGUUGAUUGGUCCUUCGUUUGUUUAGGAUCAUGUGCUUAGUGUAUCAGUACGGGGAAUUUGGAAUCAGUUUUUAUAGAUUCGACUUGCGAAAUAGGAGGUUCAUAUCGAGUUUGAGGUUAUGGAGCGAGCCUGUGUCGAGGGGCUCCUCGGUGAUUGGAGAAUGAUCGUUCAAUCAGAAAAAUAUGAAUGUACGAUCUGGACCCGUUACAAACCGGUUUGACCCUGUGGACAAUACAUCGAAGUUCUACUCUAAGAUUAAAC